This is a messenger RNA of Galeopterus variegatus (Sunda flying lemur), 1736 nucleotides long. RefSeq names its product zinc finger protein 24 (gene ZNF24). The transcript is spliced from 4 exons. The record is from RefSeq and is a predicted model, not a curated record. Lineage: Eukaryota; Metazoa; Chordata; Mammalia; Dermoptera; Cynocephalidae. Gene Ontology annotation, molecular function: DNA-binding transcription factor activity, RNA polymerase II-specific; RNA polymerase II cis-regulatory region sequence-specific DNA binding. Bases 232 to 1338 code for a protein of 368 amino acids. Gene Ontology annotation, biological process: regulation of transcription by RNA polymerase II.
GGGACUCGUUUCGGCGGAGGUACGAAGUGGGAGGGUCUUGCGCAGGGGCUGCCGGGACUUGUAGUCCUGCUGGCCACGGGCGGAAGUGCUGUGGCUCAGAUGCUGUUGUUGCAGGGUGGCCUUUGGUCAUCUGAAGUCCGCCGCCGUGAGUGCCGGAAAGGGGCCGGAGGACGCUGGGGCGUGGUCGGGGUACACAGUGGCUCCCUGCGGGAGUGAGUAUUGUAAAUCAGGAUGUCUGCUCAGUCAGUGGAAGAAGAUUCAAUACUUAUCAUCCCAAAUCCAGAUGAAGAGGAAAAAAUUCUGAGAGUGAAAUUGGAAGAAGAUCCUGAUGGCGAAGAGGGAUCAAGUAUCCCCUGGAAUCAUCUCCCUGAUCCAGAGGUUUUCCGACAGCGAUUCAGGCAGUUUGGAUACCAGGAUUCACCUGGGCCCCGUGAAGCUGUGAGCCAGCUCCGAGAACUUUGCCGUCUGUGGCUCAGGCCAGAGAGACACACAAAGGAACAAAUCUUGGAGCUAGUAGUGCUGGAGCAGUUUGUUGCCAUCUUACCCAAGGAGCUACAGACUUGGGUUCGAGAGCAUCAUCCAGAGAAUGGAGAGGAGGCAGUGACAGUGCUGGAAGAUUUGGAAAGUGAACUUGAUGACCCUGGACAGCCGGUUUCUCUCCGUCGACGAAAACGGGAAGUACUAGUAGAGGAGAUAGUAUCUCAAGAAGAAACUCAGGGAUUACCAAGUUCUGAGCUUGACACUGUGGAGAACCAGCUCAAGUGGGCAUCCUGGGAGCUCCAUUCUCUAAGGCACUGUGAUGAUGAUGCUAGGACUGAAAAUGGAGCUCUAGCUCCAAAGCAGGAGAUUCCUUCGGCGGUAGAAUCCCAUGAAGUUCCUGGCACUCUCAAUAUAGGUGUUCCUCAAAUUUUUAAAUAUGGAGAUGCCUGUUUCCCCAAGGGCAGGUUUGAGAGAAAAAGAAAUCCCUCUCGAAAGAAACAACAUAUAUGUGAUGAAUGUGGAAAACACUUCAGUCAGGGCUCAGCCCUUAUUCUUCAUCAAAGAAUCCAUAGUGGGGAGAAACCUUACGGAUGUGUUGAGUGUGGGAAAGCAUUCAGCAGAAGUUCCAUUCUUGUGCAACAUCAGAGAGUUCAUACUGGAGAAAAACCUUACAAAUGUCUUGAAUGUGGGAAAGCCUUUAGCCAGAAUUCUGGGCUUAUUAAUCAUCAGAGAAUCCAUACUGGGGAGAAACCUUACGAAUGUGUUCAGUGUGGGAAAUCCUAUAGUCAAAGCUCAAAUCUUUUUAGACACCAGAGAAGACACAAUGCAGAAAAACUUCUGAAUGUUGUGAAAGUUUAAGAAAUUUUUUUUAAAAAAAGAAUCAGCACUCAGGUCUUUUUCUUCAGAAAUGAAGACAAAUUAAAAACAUGAAAUGAUGCAGAAUAGUUUUUUCCUUAUGGACUGUCAGAAAAUCCACUGGGAAAUGUAAAAAAUCUUCACUCAACAUUAUUAUCUUGAAAGAUAUGGUGUCAUACCUGCCUAGAAACUGAAAUUUUAAACUUAAUUCAGGUGUUAAUGCCUAAAUUUUCCAUGUGAUGUUUAUAUUCUCUAUUAUUUUUACAAAUAAUGAACUACCUGAUUCUUUGCCCCUUUCUUAAAAGUUUCCUUUUUUAGAUGAAUACAUUAUUUCUAUGUUGAUCACUGAAAUGUUCUUUGUAAGGAUACAUUCCCUUCUGCAUUAAAAGGCAACGUAGGAA